GUGUCAGACACAAAUAUGACUCUCCUUCAUUGGCUUGGGCCUUACUAAGUACUGGUAAAAAAUACUACUCAGUAGGACUAACCAUCCCCUGACUUGACCAAGAUGCAAUAUUCUUUUUCUUCGUUGUAGUUUUGGUUUUUCGAGACAGGGUUUCUCUGUUUCUUUGGAGCCUGUCCUGGAACCCAUUCUGUAGACCAUGCUGCCCUCAAACACACAGGAACCAUCUACCUCUUUCUCCCUAGUGCUGGCAUUAAAGGUGUGCUAAUUUAAAUAACACGAGUACUUUGCCUGGGACUUUGGUCAAACAAAUGCUGAGAAGCCACAUAAAGAAGAUCCCUAGCAGCUAUUUCUCAACAAUUAUAUAGUCAACUGAUGUAACAAUGGUACUAAUAUUGGGACGCAGACUAAACAGAGAGGAUCUUGGGGUGCGUGAUUCCCCAGCAACUAAGCGUAAAGUUUUUGAAAUGGACCCCAAAUCUCUGACAGGUCAUGAGUAUUUUGACUUCUCUUCAGGAUCAUCCCAUGCUGAAAACAUACUCCAGAUAUUUAACGAGUUCCGAGACAGCCGCUUAUUCACAGAUGUCAUCAUCUGUGUGGAAGGAAAAGAGUUUCCUUGUCAUCGAGCUGUCCUCUCAGCAUGUAGCAGCUACUUCAGAGCCAUGUUCUGUAACGACCACAGGGAGAGCCGAGAAAUGCUGGUGGAGAUCAACGGCAUUUUAGCUGAAGCUAUGGAAUGUUUUUUGCAGUAUGUAUAUACUGGCAAGGUGAAGAUCACAACAGAGAAUGUCCAGUACCUCUUUGAGACAUCCAGCCUCUUUCAGAUUAGUGUUCUCCGUGAUGCGUGUGCCAAGUUCUUAGAGGAGCAGCUUGACCCUUGCAAUUGUCUAGGAAUCCAGCGCUUUGCCGACACUCACUCGCUCAAAACACUCUUCACAAAAUGCAAGACCUUUGCGUUACAGACUUUUGAGGAUGUGUCCCAGCAUGAAGAAUUUCUUGAGCUUGACAAAGAUGAACUUAUUGACUAUAUCUGCAGCGAUGAACUUGUUAUAGGGAAAGAGGAGAUGGUGUUUGAGGCCGUCAUGCGCUGGGUUUACCGAGCUGUUGAUCUGCGUAGGCCUCUGUUGCAUGAGCUCCUGACGCACGUCAGGCUUCCUCUCUUGCAUCCCAACUACUUUGUUCAGACAGUUGAGGUGGACCAGUUGAUCCAGAAUUCCCCCGAGUGUUACCAGUUGCUGCAUGAAGCAAGACGGUACCACAUACUUGGCAAUGAAAUGAUGUCCCCCAGGACUAGACCACGCAGGUCUACUGGCUAUUCAGAGGUGAUAGUUGUGGUUGGAGGCUGUGAACGAGUUGGAGGAUUUAAUCUUCCGUACACUGAGUGCUAUGAUCCAGUAACAGGAGAGUGGAAGUCCUUGGCCAAGCUUCCAGAAUUUACCAAAUCAGAGUAUGCCGUCUGUGCACUAAGGAAUGAUAUUCUUGUUUCAGGUGGAAGAAUCAACAGCCGUGACGUCUGGAUUUAUAACUCACAGCUAAAUAUCUGGAUCAGAGUUGCUUCUCUAAAUAAAGGCAGAUGGCGCCACAAAAUGGCUGUCCUUCUUGGUAAAGUUUAUGUUGUGGGAGGCUAUGAUGGACAGAACAGACUUAGCAGUGUAGAGUGUUAUGAUUCCUUUUCAAAUCGUUGGACAGAAGUUGCGCCACUCAAGGAAGCUGUGAGCUCUCCUGCAGUAACAAGCUGUAUAGGAAAACUGUUUGUGAUUGGUGGAGGACCUGAUGACAAUACUUGUUCUGAUAAGGUUCAAUCCUAUGAUCCCGAAACCAAUUCUUGGCUACUUCGUGCAGCUAUCCCAAUCGCCAAGAGGUGCAUAACAGCUGUCUCUCUGAACAACCUGAUCUACGUGGCUGGUGGACUGACCAAGGCGGUGUAUUGUUACGACCCAGUUGAGGACUACUGGAUGCAUGUACAAAACACAUUCAGCCGACAGGAAAACUGUGGUAUGUCUGUAUGUAAUGGUAAGAUCUAUAUCCUGGGUGGAAGACGGGAAAACGGAGAAGCCACAGACACUAUUCUCUGUUACGAUCCUGCGACAAGUAUCAUCACAGGGGUUGCUGCAAUGCCCAGACCAGUGUCCUAUCAUGGAUGUGUAACUAUUCAUAGAUACAAUGAGAAAUGUUUUAAGCUUUAAACCCAGGGUACCUCGCAAAAGAUACUACGCCAGCCCAAGAGAAGUUUUAAAAGCUACCAAGUGAGAACACAUCUCCAUUGUGCUGUAUUCAAAAAAUAAAUAAUCCUGAUGCUUUUCCACCCAAAAUACCAGUAUUUCAAGCUGUAAUAAAUCCCUUCAUGUAACUGGGGGUGAGGCGUGUUAAAAUGACGGUUAAAGCCAGGCAUAGUAGUGAACACCUUUAAUCCCAGCACCCAGAAGGCAAAGGCUGGUGGAUUUCUCUGAGUUUGAACCUAGCCUGAUCUACAUAACAAGUUCUAGGUCAGCAAGGGCUACACAAUCAAACCUUGUCUCUAAAAAGAUAAUUUGCCUAUGAAUACACUUUGGUAUCCGUGAGAAACUAUGUGGGGUAGUAAAGGACACCCCGCUGUAAACUUCUUAGGGAUUUGUGAACUGUCUUUAAGGAAUGUUUAUUUCUUUUUUGUCAGUUAUGUAGAGAAUAAUUGUAUGGCUGAAGCUUCAUUUAAUUUGAAUUGCCUGAUGUUAACGUUUAGAACUCAUUAUGGAAUGAGUUUUAAACAUCUGUCACUGACCUUAUCCAUACUGGUUAAUUUCAGUGAAGGGUUUGUUUAUUUGUUUGUUGUUUGUUUGUUUUUCUAAUUGUAAAAAUGUAGUGACAAUUCAGCUACCCUAAAAUACCAAAUUUUGUGACUUCAUAGACUGUUGUCUGUUAUUAAAUACUUUUUGUGAGCUUUAUGUAAGAGAUAUAAAAGUAAGGAGAUUUAAAUUACACAUUAGUCCCUAAGGAAAAAAUUAAAAUAACCAGUGAAGAAGAAAAAAUGUGAUCCACUUUGGUUCUCAGGGUAUUUAAUGAAUAAUUUGAGUCCACUAAAGAAGUUCUUCCCUUGAAACUAACAGAGGAGUUGAGAUCCCUUUUACAGAGCCAGGAAGUGAUGGUGCACACCUGUCUCCAAGAUCUGUAUCCCAGGAGGUGGUGUACACCUGUCUCCAGGCUCUGGAAGGUGCAUCCAAAGAAACCAAAUUGGGACUGAAGAGCUGGCUCAGUGUUUACUGCUCUUGCAGAGAACCCUGGUUUGACUCCCAGCACCCAUAUCAGAUGGUUCACAAAGGCCUAUAAUUCUAGUUCCAGAGAAUCCAACACCUCUGGCCUCCCUGAGCACCUACAGCAUAUGGUGUACAUAAAUUCACACAGACACACAUAUGUACAUAAAAGAAAUAAACCUUUAAAAAAAAGCAAAAAUAUGUUGUAUAAUACUGCUGUAAGAAAACAAGACAGGUUUUCUGCCUACCUAGCCCAGUAGGUUGACCUUCCUAGUUUGAUGCUUUCUUGAGGACCUCUUCUCUGCCUUGUAAGCAUCAACCAGUCCUGGGAGUCUCUACACCCAAUUCCUAAUAACCUAGAGUAGAGGCCACUUUUCUCAGUGGGGCCACUUGUUUGUAAGUUAGCACUGUGCAACACUGACCAGCAGCAGUUCCAGUCUUCUGAGGAAAUCUCUUAUUUGGGAGUCAUUGUAUAAAAUAUUGGCCAACAUUUUCAAAUUUCUAUUAAAAAUUUUUUCCUCUAGGUUUUUCCACCUCUAUUUAUAAAGCUUACCAGUUUUCAAAGGGAAAUACAAAAGUUUUUUUUUGUUAGAAAUAUAAGUGGAUACAGCAGGAACUAGCAUAACUAAUUAUUGUAACUUCCGUGUGGACAGAUCACAAUUUACAAUGCUGUAGGUUAUCCCAGGUAGCUUGCUGUGUUUAACUUCCCUUGUCAGUGACUAUAGUGUCAUUAGAGUUCUGUCGAAAUUAAGGUAAUCAUCAGAAGCCUAACAUUGGCAAACUUUCUCUUCCUCAUCUUAGAGUCGUGCUUAAGAGUCGUGCUUAUUUGAAAUCUAAAUUCUGAGAAAAACAAUAGAAAAUACACUUAUCAAAUUGUUUUCAAGUCAUAAACUUUAAAUGAUAUAACUGUUAACUAUAGAAGCAAUUCAGAAAACAUUUAUCUGUCAGUUGAAAGACAGUUGUAUGUACAAUUGAGGGUAUUUGUACUGUAAUUUUAUAGUAAAUACCUGCAUUAUACUUUUGUUAGAUAAUGGAAACUGUUUAAUUCAGAAAUUCUUAACAGUAAAAUGUGUGAACAAAGAUGUUUUUGUAAAUGCUUAGGAUUCUACAAAUGAUAAUUGUUAUUCUCAUGUAUAUUUGUAAGAUCAUGUCCAUUCAGAAAUACAUCAUAUAAAAGACUUUCUCAAAGUAAAUUUGUAUUUUAGUAUUUUUGUCUAUUGUAAAAGUAUUAUCUACUUGUAUUUUGUAAUGUUUAUCUUUCAUAUAUCCUUGUGUUUAUUGUAGUAAAUUGGAAAAUAUCCUGAAAAUCUGAAUUUGUUUAAACAAAUUAAUUUUUCUUUUACGUAAUUAAAAACUACGUAAAUUGAGUAGUUGCAAAUUAUGUUAAAAAGUCACAAGAAAGUAUCUUGAAUUGUAGAAAAUUAACUUUUUAAAGCUGCCCAGUUGAUAUUUAACUUCUUUUAAUUACUUAUCUUUCUUACAUUUUAACUUCCUUUAAUUACUUUUUUCUUUACUAAUUCUUGAUAAGUGGUGGUAAGCAGCCCUGGCAUAAGAAAAAUAAUUUUAGGAUAUAAUUAGUUCAUUAAAAGGGAUGUAUCAACCAUCUUGGUGUCAGACUAUUUUCAUUCUGUCCUCCCAUAAUUGGCAGAUGUUCUUUUGGUAGGUGAUACUUAUAUGUACCUCUAAGUUAUGUGUAUAUGUUUAUAUGUAGACAGUAUGCUUGUGUACAUACAUCACAAACACCCAAUGAUUUUUGCAGAGAUAGUUAUAAGAUAAAAAAUUAGUUGAUCAUAUUCUAUUCAAUUGCAGAAGACUAAAUUUGAAUCCUUCUGGAGUACUCUUUGUUGUUGAGACAGGAUCUCUGUAGCCUGUGCUAACCUCAAACUCUUGGCAAUUCUUUGCCUUCUGAGUGCUGCAGGCACAAGUGGAAGCCAGCACCAGUUUUCUAGAAUAGUCGUUUCAUCUGAAAGUACUGAUGUGGUUGUGAGGCUCUGUGCACCGGUGUGACAGCAGUGUUAAGGGUCAGAAAGCAGGCUGCUCAGAUCACAAGAGCCGGCUGUGACCAUCUCAGUUGGAAAGAACUUGAAGGUGUGUUUUGUGGAUCAACAGAAAAUCACUUGGUUUUCGUGUGCAUUUUGUCAUGAACUUGAAAUCUUUUCCAACUUUUCUUCAUGUAUGUGACAAGGUGGCCUCAAUUCCUCCUUUUCUACUGUGCCAUCCCCACUGACUUCACUAACAGAGGAAUUGGAUUUUCCGUAGCUGUCUCGUAGAUGGUUGGGAUCCAGGUGUUUACUCCAUUUGAAUCAGGUUAAAAGAUGUAACUGCUCAGGGAGAAUGUGAGCUUGUCACUGCUGCCUGUUUGGGGUAUGUGCAAAGUGCUGUCUCUUAAAUGCCAUUCAGUUGAUGACUCUGGACAAAAAUUCUUCCAGAAGCUUCACACAUGGCUGUGGUUGUGUUUUUGAACAUUCACUCUACUUAGAAGGAUGGCAGUGCUUUGUGAACUGAUAGUCUCCUGGUGAAUAUGAAUUAUGUAUCUGCUGUUAGACUCCCACUUUGAAACUCAGGAAAGACAAAGGUUGUUUUUCUACUUUUGUCCAUGUCCAAACUGGGGUGUGUGCUGCUUUUUCCUGAUCUGACAGUAGAUUCUAAAAAUCACUUUAAGAGCCGGUGCACAAAGAAAGGAAGGGAGUUGAGGUAUCUGUGUUCCUUUAACGUCUUGGGAUGUAUGUGAAAAGGACACAUACCCCAGAUUUGAUGUGGUACCAAGUGAUAACAUAAUGUCUAGAGGUUUCCUGUGGACUGCCUUGAUUCAUAGUCAAUCCAAAACACUACUAGUUAGCAUGAUUUGGACUUGCUAGACUUAAGUACACAUAGCUGAGUAUGGCGGCAAUGCCUGUAAUUCCAGCCCUUGGGAAGUAGGGGCUGGAGGUUCAGGAGAGUUCAACGGCAGCCAUGGCUAUACAGUCAGUUUGAGGCCAGACUUCACAUAAAAUCUCAUGUCAGAAAUAAUAAUGGAAUUGUUUGGCAUUGUAUAGGAAGCUAGAAUUAUAUCACUUUACCCAUUAUUAUGUUAAAUAAAUAAACAAUUCACUAUACCACAUAACCAUAAUGAAGCAGUUUGGCUGACCUGUAAGGUAAUAGAUUUGACUCACUAAAUAUACAACAUCUAAUGCCAGGCAUCAGACACCACUCCCAAGAGUGUAAACUGAUAAUACCAGAGAUAUUUUCAAAAUAUUUUAGACAUUUUCAAGUAUUGUAUUUAUAAGGAGGUGGGAGAGAUGGCCCAACAGUUAGGAGCACUAGCUCUUCUGCUCUUGCAAAGGAUCUGGGGCGGGUUCCAGGCACCCUCAUUGGUGGCUCACAAGCAUCUGUGCCUCCACAGGCACCAGGCACACAUGUGUUGCACACACAUUAUGUGCAAACAUCAUAGUACAAGCAAAACACUCAUACACAUCAAAAUAAAUGAAUAUCAUUAAAAUAUUGUAUGUGAACCUUUUUACAUUUGUGUGAUUACCUUAAAUAUUAAGCUUACAUAGUGCCAAAGGUGAUCCUAAAUUUUUAAAAAGUGAAGUCGUAACUUCCUAUAUGGUUCCAAAGAAGUUUUUUAAUGUUUGUGCCUUGAAUCCCCAGUGCCAUUUCAGUCUGUUAAAACGAAGCAUACAUAAACUGCAGAUUUGCUCCCAGGGCAGUUAAUGCAUUUCUUAUUUUAAGUUUUCUUUUUGAAACUGGGUUUUUAUCUCUUGAAUCAGGGUCAUAUAUAACUCAGACUGGCCUAGAACUCUUUUUGUUUUGCUGAAGAUGGUCUUGAACUCCAGUUGUUCUUUCUGUAUCUCCCAAGGGCUCAGAUGAUAGCAUGUGACUAUCUGCCACACCUGACUGUUUGGGUUCUUGUCUGUGAGUUGGUUGUUUGGUUGAUUUAAUGUAGCCCUGGCUAACCUGGAACUCUGUACAUGGCCAGUCUGGCCAUGAGCAUGGCAAUCCUUCUGCCUCUGCCCUUAAAUGCCAGGAUUAUAGAUUAUAGUCCACCACACCCAGCUGCCCUGAAAUGCUUUUGUGAGUCCCAACUGUGUAGUUGCUUGGCAGAAAGAGACUGUUAAAGGAAGUUGGUUUACAUUUUUAACUCUUGGUACCUAGGUGCUUUUAAAAUUCUCAGAUAAACAACCAUUUGGCUCUCAUAAAGGUCUUUGAAAUAUCUAAUAGUGAAGAAACUGUAAUUAUUCCUGUUACGUCCUUAUAGUAGUAAUUAGUUCUGCUCUAGGCUUUUUUCUUUGAACUUUCUUGAGAAAGCACUUUUGUCUUUAUCACCCCCCUCCUGCAGUGUGUGACUUUCAGAGCUAGCUGAGGUAAGGCUUUCAGAACUGAACAGCUGUAAUGUGCUUUACUGUAACUGCUUCACGCCUAUUGCUUUCAGUUUGAAUCUUCACAAUGAAAAAAAAAAAAAA
Molecule: messenger RNA, 7666 nt
Organism: Cricetulus griseus (Chinese hamster)
Lineage: Eukaryota; Metazoa; Chordata; Mammalia; Rodentia; Cricetidae
Source: RefSeq, a predicted model, not a curated record